Messenger RNA from Klebsormidium nitens, 894 nucleotides. NCBI's taxonomy places the organism in Eukaryota, Viridiplantae, Streptophyta, Klebsormidiophyceae, Klebsormidiales, Klebsormidiaceae. The record is from the annotation of a GenBank genome assembly.
AUGGAUCCGCUGGGCAGCUCCACAUUCGUUGUACUCUUCCUGCGAGCAGUGUUGCUCGACCUGUUUCCAAAUGCAGAAAAGAUUGAGGAGUUCCUGAAUGCGGCCGGCAUCGAGGACUGCGGUGGGGGGCGCAAGCCAAUGGUGGUCCACUACCUUUACAGCAUGGUGGACGACCUUCUGAGGGACACAAGCGCCGGCGGGCUGGACGACGUUGUCGCUGACGCCAAUGAGAACAUACGAGCUGCUGACGUCAUCUUCAAAGACGGAGACACCCUCUCGUUGGAAAGCCUCGUGGCUGGCCUGUACCAUGGUUUGAACCAGUAUAUGGCGGACAACAAAAGUCUGACCGACAAGAUCUCAUGGCCCAGGACAUUCGGUGUGCCGCGCUGCCAAAAACUCGGCCGGCGCGGCCUCCUCGCGGCAAUCGACUACUUUUUGGCCCGCGCCAAGGAGGAUCCCGCGCUGUGCCGGGCCCUCCUCGCCUACCUUGACAACUGGUUCAGCGACCCCAGCAGCCGCCACUGCGUCAUUGCGGUGCGAGCACGCGCGCGCGCCUGCCUGAAUUACCUCCUCGGUGCCGCUGACGACACCACCCAGGAUGCAGACGUCAGCAGCCAGAUCGGCGCUGUGCUCCUUGGUGCCGCUGACGUUGCCACCCAGGACGUCGACUUUUUCACCCAAAACGGCGCUCUGCUCCCUGCGGACGCAGGCGACGACAUCUUCCAGCAGGUGGAUAAGCCGUGGUCGCCCUUCGACGUAGCGCGCGACCUGGUUCGCAACGGAGACGCGCCCCUCGUUCUCGACUGCCUCGGCCCUGUCGCCAUGGAAAUGGCGGAAGGCGAGGACGCUGUUGAUGCGGCGCAUGAUCUGGAGAUGCAAGCUGCGUUUCUUUAG